Molecule: messenger RNA, 1040 nt
Organism: Thamnophis sirtalis
Lineage: Eukaryota; Metazoa; Chordata; Lepidosauria; Squamata; Natricidae
Source: RefSeq, a predicted model, not a curated record
AGGAGGUGAACAAAGAGGGGGGCAAACUCCCCAAGUCCCACAAAGUCACCCGGGAGCACCGGGAGAGGCCCCGGAAAGACUCGGAGAGCAAAGGCUCCUCGCGAGACCCAGAGCGGGAAGCCGGCAAGGCCGCCAAGGAGCCCUCCAAGAAACACGCCACCGAGAACAAAGGCCCGAAGGAGGAGAAGCCCCUCCCCAAGGCCGCCCUCAAGGAGGCCAAGCUGGCCCUGAAGGAGCACAAGCUGGAGAACGCCUCGCCCAAGGUGGGGGCGCCCCCGGCCCCAGAAGGGAAGCCCUCGGCCAAGCGGCCCCUGGCGGUGGAGUCGCCCAAGCCCAUGGCCAAGAAGCCCAAGAAAAACAGCUCCAAGGGAGCCAAGACCCUCCCCACCAACGCCCACCGGACCACCACUACCACCACCACCACCACCUCCUCCUCUGCCUCCUACGCGGAGAAGAAGCUGCCCAAGGAGAAGGGCCCCAGCGCCAAAGCCGAGAAGGCCAAGCCGGAGAGCGAAGCCAAGGCCAUGAAGAAGCCCGUGGAGGUGACCGUGGCCGAGGAGUCCAACUCGGAGGACGAGGCCUCACUCAAGUCCGAGUCUGCCGUUUCCAGUCCUUCCAACUCCAGUUCCAGUUCCGACUCCAGCUCCGACUCAGAUUUCGAGCCCUCUCAGAACCACAGUCAAGGGCCGCUGCGUUCCAUGGUGGAGGACCUGCAGUCGGAAGAAUCGGACGAUGACGAUACUUCCUCCGGAGAAGAGGUGGCCGUGAAGUCCACGCCCAUCAGCAGAGAGGCCAGGCUCAGCCACAGCGACAGCGACACCGACAACAGCGCCGACUCCUGCCUGCCGAGUCGAGACACGCCCCCCAGGCAGAAGGGCCCCUCCGCCAACAAUAAGGUGUCCGGCAGGAAAAGUCCGGAGUCCUGCAAUAAACCGGAGAAGAUCUUAAAGAAAGGGACUUACGACAAGGCCUACACAGAUGAGUUGGUGGAGCUUCACCGGCGGCUGAUGGCUUUACGGGAGCGCAACGUCCUGCAGCAG